Messenger RNA from Eremothecium cymbalariae DBVPG#7215, 1467 nucleotides. It is a transcript of the gene ARO8, whose product is annotated as bifunctional 2-aminoadipate transaminase/aromatic-amino-acid:2-oxoglutarate transaminase. Gene Ontology annotation, biological process: L-tyrosine biosynthetic process; aromatic amino acid catabolic process. The coding region runs from base 1 to 1467 and encodes 488 amino acids. The record is from RefSeq and is a predicted model, not a curated record. The transcript has a single exon. Gene Ontology annotation, molecular function: L-2-aminoadipate:2-oxoglutarate transaminase activity; aromatic-amino-acid:2-oxoglutarate transaminase activity; pyridoxal phosphate binding. NCBI's taxonomy places the organism in Eukaryota, Fungi, Ascomycota, Saccharomycetes, Saccharomycetales, Saccharomycetaceae.
AUGACAAAGGGGGGUCUGAAUUCAGCCAUGGACCUUAGUCACUUGUUAAGCGAUGAGGCUAAGAGGAGGAAGCCAUCUCCAAUCAAAACUACGAUGAGUUAUUUCGAGGAUCCAGAAAUAAUAUUUUUGGGAGCUGGUAUGCCUCCAGCGGAGUUGUUCCCGUUGAAGUCUUUGUCGAUCGAAAUUCCUGAGAUGCUGUCUUCAAAGGGUGACGAAGGGUCGGUUACGGGGAAAUUGUGUAAAUUAGCCAAGGAUCAGGAAAACCCGAAAGAUAUACCUCUUGCCAGAGCUCUACAGUACGGGAAUUCUCGAGGACAGCGAGAGUUAGUUAGUUUUCUAAAGGAACACAUAGUAAAAUUCCACCAAAUACCCUAUAGCGACUGGGAUGUUCUAAUUACUGCAGGAUCUACACAGGCUUGGGAUGCAUCUUUGAGGCUUUUCUGUAAUCCCGGGGAUUCGGUUCUUUUGGAAUCGUGGACUUAUUCCUCUUCGGUGGAGGCUGCAGAGGCACAGGGCAUGUAUUGUGUAGGCGUUGAAAUAGAUGGCCACGGGGUUGUGCCUGAGAAGCUUGAGUGGUUACUACAGAAUUGGGAUGAUUUGCAUCCUGGUCGUAGUCUCCCGAAGUUGCUUUAUGUGAUUCCGACUGGCCAAAAUCCGAUGGGAGUGACAUUGGCAGACGAAAGAAAACCUUUGAUCUAUAAUAUAAUCCAAAAAUACGAUAUGGUGCUUAUCGAAGACGAUCCGUAUUAUUUCCUUCAGAUGGAUCCGUACAAGCCGAAAGCUGAACGGUCUGCUAGCAGUCUUGAAGAAUCCACGAACUACUGGAUGGAUCACCAUGAGGAAUUUGCAAAAUCCUUGACGAGGUCCUUCUUGGAGUGGGAUGUUGAAGGUAGAGUUUUGAGACUAGAGUCUACUUCUAAGACUAUAGCUCCAGGGUGCCGUAUAGGAUGGAUAGUAGCUCCGAAACCUUUGCUCGACCAGUACUGGAAUUUGCAAGAGGUUUCAAUUCAAGCUUCGUGUGGAUUUGUGCAGGCAAUUUUCUGUGGAAUUUUGAACCGCUGGGGCCAAGAGGGUUAUAUAGCAUGGUUAAUUACCCUAAGAUAUCAAUAUACAAUAAAGAGAAACCAUUGCUUAGACUGUUGUCUUGAAUACUUACCCUUGGACUUUGUCCGAUUAAUCCCCCCAUUAGCCGGUAUGUUCUUUAUGGUUUCAUUUGACGCUAGUCGUCACCCAGACUUUGAAUCUAGUUUUGGGAAAGAUCCCCAAAAGGUUGAAGCCCAUAUAUAUGGGAAGUUGGUAAAAAAUGGUGUGCUUCUAGCUUGCGGAUCUUGGUUUAAAGUGAAUCCGAGCUCCAAUAAGAAUACUACAAUUUCCUUCAGAGGCACUUUUGCAGCCGUGGAUUUACUGAAUAUGGAAAACGGUAUCAAAUUACUAGGUAGCACUCUUAGAAAGGAAUUUGCAUUGUAA